Molecule: messenger RNA, 720 nt
Organism: Rhizoctonia solani
Lineage: Eukaryota; Fungi; Basidiomycota; Agaricomycetes; Cantharellales; Ceratobasidiaceae
Product: chromo shadow domain protein
Exons: 5
Coding region: 1-720 (239 amino acids)
Biological process (GO): negative regulation of transcription by RNA polymerase II; chromatin organization
Cellular component (GO): nucleus; pericentric heterochromatin
Molecular function (GO): chromatin binding
Source: RefSeq, a predicted model, not a curated record
AUGGCCAUUUCACCAAAGAACAAGGGGCGCACCAGCAAGAAGGCCAAAGAGGUCGUUGAGGAAUAUGAAGAAGAGGAGAAAGCCUCGGGGUCUGAGCAAGAGGAUGAUGAAGAAGAAGGGUAUGAGGUCGAGGCCAUUUUAGAUGCCAAAUGGCAGUACAACAAACGCGGCAAAUGGAGUUACUUUGUUCGCUGGAAGGGAUAUGGUCCUGAAGACGAUCUCUGGAUCGACGAAGAAGAUGCUGGUGGAGCAGAGGAUCUAGUUAAAGAGUAUCACGAAGCCAACAAUCUUCCACGCGAUGGAAAGGGAAAGAAAGGUCCUGUGAAGAAGGGCCGCCCCAGCGCUACUGCCCAGAAGAAGCGCAAGGCCAGCGUUGAGGAGAUGGAUGUCGACGAAGAGGAAGCGCCAAAGAAGCAGACCAAACGUGGUAGACCCAGCAAGAAUAAGGAGCCGGAGCCCAAGAGCGAUGAAGAAGAAGAGGAACCCGAGUUCGCGUCAAUGGACGACUAUAUGAAAAAGGCCAAAUGGAACGAUCUUAUCAAGGAGAUCGAGACCGUUGAAAAUACGGGUGAAGCCGAUGGUGAACUUGUUGCGUUGGUCACUCGUGCGGAUGGACAAAAGGCCCGUGUGAUAACUACCGUGCUUGCAGAGCGAUGCCCGCAGAAGUUGAUUGCCUUUUACGAAACUCACCUGAAGUGGCGCCCCACUGAAGAAGAGUAG